UUACCUAUUGUCCACUAGGUUUUAAGCCAAAAGCGAUGGGGCAGUUGGUGGCCUUCCCUCGUAAGUUGAACGAAGUUUUUCUAUACUUUUGCCUUCUCUAUAAUUCUACUAAUUUUUCUUCUAAAAAUCUUGGACUAACUUAGCUUCAUCAGAAAGGGAUCUCGAGUCUCGUAGUUAGUCUAUAAAUAGCUGAAAAUGGCAAAAUUCGAUAUUUAUGCCUUUAGAAAACAGAUUUACUUGGAAUAACCACCUUGGAAUAAUUAGUAGAAUUAUAUAGAAGGCAAAAGUAUAGAAAAACUUCGUCUCUGAGACUUCAGUUUUUCACUACUCAUAGUCCUGAUUUUUCUGGACAUAUUUUGUUACACAAACAUAUGCCUUGCUUUUGUACUUCAGGUAGCGUCCACAUCUUUUUUUCUGACUUUACUUAAAAAGUCCAUGUAUUUGUAUGGGCGUGUUCUAUUUAGGAAUAGAAAAUCCACGUCGUGCUCUAAUUUGGAACGGGAAAAAAGUUGAAGACGGAUAUACUCGCAAUAAUCCCACAAUAAGUGCACGAAAAAGUGAUCUUUUUCCGUGAAAAGUUAUAUGGUUCGAUUCGGCAGACUCUUCUGAGUAUUUCUAUAUAAAAUUUUGAAGGUUUCAUUGAACUUUGUAAGCAAAAAAAACUUUUUUCUUCAACUUGAUUGAAAAUCCCCAUGCCUCCAUGAAAAUUGUAUGGACGUGCCCUAUUUAGGAAUAGAAAAUGCACGGCGUGUUCUAAUUUGGAAUAGACAGGACUAACUACGAGACUCGAGAUCCCUUUCUGAUGAAGCUAAGUUACUCGAAGAUUUUUUUGAAAAUCUCCGAUUUCUGGCUAGAUACAAGAGGUUUUGCAAGCCGCAACAGAUUAGAAGCAUCCAGCUAGGUCCUCAGAGUCGAAAUACAUCUUGAGUAAUCUGUGGCGAUAAAAAAUUAGUGGAAUCUUUACUAGAUUCUGUAGAAAACGGUUGUGAGCAAGCGAAUCUUAAAUAUUUUUACAUAGAUCGAUAGCCCUGACUCUCUUCUACUCGGGAAACUGAAAAUAGUUUUUCCACGUUUAGAAAUAGCUUCAAAAAUUAGAAAAGAGUCAACUUGUAAUUUUUUGUGAUCUAAUUGCGACAAACGACUCUAUAUAUACAACGGAAAGAGAAUAAUAGAGACGUGUUUCUUUUACGUUCUCUUUUCCUUUGGUCAGCUGGGAAAGAAUGUAAAAUGUAAGAAAUUGUAAAUGCAUUUUCUUACAUUUCCCAUCUUUGUUCGAUGUCUAGCAUAGUGCUUUCAUUUCUUUCCGAUAUUUCGUUCGUAUGAACGAAAGAAGUGAAUCUAUUCCAAUGGAAACGAAAAUUAUUCUAAUUACACAAUGAUCUGAUGUUACUGUUAUGAACUGAAUUUUUUCUUUUUCUUCUUUUUCUGUCUGUCUUCGUGACAUGUUUUAGAAACCGGUAAGAUCGUAGUGACGUAUUCUUCCGCAACGAAAUUAACGUAUCUCGGGAAAAGACGAAAGAAACAAGCAGUUAGUUUUUUCAAACGAUAUUUCCUUCAUCCCAUCAUGUGAGCUCACUUCGUUGUCCUUCUUGUUUUUUCUAUCUUCAUCAUAACUUGUAUUUUACCUGAUUAAACUAUGGUAGGUCGCACUUCAUGCCUCGAACAAGUAGUAUAUAUUGAGUAUCAUAAAGACUCUCGUUUAUUUUCUGAAUAAUUCAUGUGAAAUCAAACUUGCUCUUUAGAUGGAACAAUUACCCAAUGAAAUUUUUCUUAACUACAUUUUUGUGUAUCUGAAAGGGUAUGAUAUUGUCUAUCCAUUUAAUAAUCUAACUUCUCGUUUCGAUCAACUCAUUUACCCUUAUACGUGUCAUUUAAAUAUAACUAUUCCAUAUGAUCUUAAUGAAUUAAAGCGAACUAUAUUACCAAGAAUUUGCAAGCAUAUUAGAUCACUUAAACUUGACGAUAAAGAACAUGGAUUAAUCAUCAAACAAAUGCAUCGAUUCCCGUUAUUGCAAUCAGUCACAAUAAUCAACGUCAUCGAUGGCAAGAUAUAUUCAAUAUCAUCAUUUCAACAUUUGUCGAGUUUAAAAAUGACUUUUAUGCUUACAAGUCAUAAUAUUAAUUGCGCUCAAAAUAUUUCACAAGAUAUUUGUAAAUAUAUAAUUCAAUCUCAACGUCAAAUUGAAAAAUUAUCAAUCAGAAACUUAACGUUUACACCAUACGAGAAUUCUAUGGGAUUGUCUACUAAUUUGAAAAAACUGACGGUCAGAGUGCGUGAUGUCUGUGAUAUGGUUACACUAGUGCAACAUGUACCGUCAAUUGAGUAUUUAAAUGUGAAGCUUGUUGUUCAAUUUGAUGCUAAACCAGCAAAGGCCGAGAAUAUACCGACAUAUAUUCAGUUAAUGCAAUUGAAGCGAUUUGUUUUUGAUUCAACUUUUCGCAAGCAUGUUACAGAUAUUGAAGAAGUACUAGGUGCAUUGAAUACAGCCAACGUUAAAUUAAAUGUCAAAAAAUGUGCAUUAGCCAAGAAGGAAUUGGACUAUUUAGGUUUUAGAAUUACGCAAAAUGGUAUUAAGCCCAUGACAGCGAAUGUACGUAAAACUAUUGAUUUUUCGACACCCAAAUCAGCAGAGGAUGCGUAUUCAUUUGUACAACUAGCUCAGUUUUAUCGCCGCUUCAUUCCACAAUUUGCCACAAUUGCAGCACCUCUGCAUGAAUUUAAGAAAAAUGAAUUUGGGAAGAAACGUCAUGGACCAACAAACGACUUUACCUGGACAACUGAAUGUCAAAUUGCAUUUGAGACACUAAAGUCAAAAUUAUCACAAUAUCCAUUAUUGACAUUUCCCGACGGACAUUCAAAGCUCCAAUUAAGUAUCGAUGCCAGAGACGUUGGGAUUGGUGGUGUGUUAAAUCAGAUUACAAAACACGGGAUUAGAUCAAUUACCUAUUUAUCCAGAUCAUUAACACCACAGGAGAAGAAAUAUUCAACAGUGGAAAAGGAGUGCCUGGCAAUAGUGUGGUGCAUUAAGAAAUUACACCCAUAUUUAUAUGAAGAGGACUUCACAGUAUUCACUGAUCACUACCCACUGUGUUGGCUCAAUAAACAAUCAUCACACAAUGGACGCUUAGAAAGAUAG
Messenger RNA from Didymodactylos carnosus, 3137 nucleotides. The record is from the annotation of a GenBank genome assembly. Lineage: Eukaryota; Metazoa; Rotifera; Eurotatoria; Philodinida; Philodinidae.